AUGGCCUCGACAGGCGUGUCGAUGACGCCUGCUCCGGCCAUCGCACCGCCUCCGUUGGCGAUGGCACCCGCACUGGCUGCCAAGCCUUCCGCCGCACCAUCACCAGGACCAGGUACCCCCGGCUCUAUCACCUCGAAGGAGUGGGUGAUUCCUCCUCGUCCGAAGCCUGGCCGGAAGCCAGCCACCGACACGCCUCCUACCAAGCGUAAGGCGCAGAACCGCGCAGCUCAGCGAGCAUUCCGCGAGAGGCGUGCCGCCAGGGUCUGUGAGCUCGAAGACCAGAUCAAGGAAAUCGAAGAUGGCCAUGACAUGCAGGUGGCAGCUCUCACGGAGCAGAUCAACAAUCUCUCCCAGGAAGUCGAACAGAGCCGCGAGGAGAUGAGCUGGUGGCGUGACCGAUGUCACGCCCUGGAGAAGGAGGUGUCGAUUGAACGCAGCGCCAAGGAAGCUCUGGUCAAGGAAUUCCGAUCGUCUCUCUCUGGACCCAGCGGCCGCAAGUCCUCUAUUCCGGACUCCGUGCCGUUGCCGCCUCGCAAUCGCCCAUCGACCCGCAGCUCCCGAAUGGAAGAUGUGGUGCCGACCAAUGCCGACCGCAACAAGGAAGAUGGCCAAGAGAACGUCCCUCUGGGGUGCAACAACUGCUCUUCGGUACACUGUCAGUGCAUCGAGGAUGCAUUUGCCAUGCCAAUUGACACACACGAGUCCUCUCGCUCCAGACAUCCGCCCCACGGAGUGGGCAGCCCUGAGCGGGAGAACGUGGAGCCCGACAUCAAGCCCGACCCGGAGGAGAUGGAGAUUGACUUUACCGCUCGGUUUGCCGGCGCCCCGGCGCAGUCAAACUCGAACAACAACAAUAACGUCUCGUCGCCGCCCGUGGAUCCCUGCGGAUUUUGCCAGGAUGGCACUCCCUGCAUCUGCGCCGAGAUGGCCGCCCAAGAGGAGCAGCGCGGACGACGCAAUUCGUUUGAGAACAACCGACUCGCACCAAUUCAGACCCUCUCUCAAUUCACGCCGCCUCCCUCUGACGGUGACGUCCGAUCCGAGGUGACACUCCCCUCAAUCAGCCAGGCCACCAACCCAUGCGCCAACGGACCUGGCACUUGCGCCCAAUGCCAGGCUGACCCCCGGAGCACCCUUUUUUGCAAGACGCUGGCAGCCUCCCGGUCAGCGAGCGGGACUCCAACGGGAGGAGGCUGCUGCGGCGGCAAGGGAGCCGACGGCGGAUGCUGCAUGUCACGAAAUGCCCCCACCACCACGCCCAACCCGCGUAACCACGCCGCCCUGCCUCCGCAACUUGCCGCAUCCAAGCCCUCUACGCCCUCUGAACUGACCCUGAGUUGCGCCGAUGCCUUCACCACCCUCUCCCGCCAUCCCAACUUCUCGCGCGCCACUGACGAGAUCUCCUCGUGGCUGCCCAAGCUGCACACUCUGCCUAACCCUCGAGACCUCGCGCUCGCAGAGGGUCGUGGUGCUCGAGCCGCCAUGGAAGUCGAAGCCGCCAGCGUGAUGGGCGUGCUGCGGUACUUCGACCGACGGUUCGCCGAGAAAUAA
This is a messenger RNA of Penicillium alfredii, 1551 nucleotides long. RefSeq names its product bZIP transcription factor HapX (gene hapX). NCBI's taxonomy places the organism in Eukaryota, Fungi, Ascomycota, Eurotiomycetes, Eurotiales, Aspergillaceae. The coding region runs from base 1 to 1551 and encodes 516 amino acids. Gene Ontology annotation, cellular component: RNA polymerase II transcription regulator complex; nucleus. The transcript has a single exon. Gene Ontology annotation, molecular function: DNA-binding transcription activator activity, RNA polymerase II-specific; transcription cis-regulatory region binding. The record is from RefSeq and is a predicted model, not a curated record.